GUCUUAGAUGUUUUACCCUGGUUCAAAGUUUCCCCUGCUGCUGCUGCAGCGCAAAACACACGUCUGUCUGCCUACAGCACGUGACAUGUGUUUACAUCCUCUCAGCUGUGUUCCUUCGGAGUGAAGAACCUGCUGGUAGGCUAGUCACCACUUCACAAACUACAGCUCGUUAAACUAACUGACCUUGUUUUUUUUCCCCUUUGAAGUGCAUCCACCCCUGGGACUGAGUUGAUUCAUUUGACUCGGCGCUAGUUAGCCUGUCUUCAUAUGACGAUGGUGUGAAGUGGCCCCAAGGGAAGAAGAAGAACACAAUCCCUCAGGUGUCCUCUUCAUCUUUCCAUGCCACAUUAAGACAACAACCCAGCGCUCCACUUGUGGAAAGAAGAGUUUUGCACCCGCUUUUUGUUCUAGUGUUUCUUUCUUCGCCAUGGGGGGUGCGGUGAGUGCCGGGGAGGACAACGAUGAUCUGAUUGACAACCUGAAGGAGGCACAGUACAUCCGUUCGGGCUACGUGGAGCAGGCCUUCAGGGCCAUCGACCGCGGGGACUACUACCUGGUUGGCUACAGGGACAAUGCCUACAAGGACCUGGCUUGGAAGCAUGGCAACAUUCACCUGUCUGCCCCCUGUAUCUACUCUGAGGUGAUGGAGGCGCUGAAGCUGCAGCAGGGACUGUCCUUCCUCAACCUGGGCAGUGGGACUGGGUACCUCAGCACCAUGGUGGGACUCAUCAUAGGUCCAUUUGGAGUGAACCAUGGAGUUGAGCUCCACAGGGAUGUGGUGGAUUACGCCAAGGAGAAAGUGGAUAACUUCAUCAAGAAUAAUGACAGCUUUGAUAAGUUUGAGUUCUGUGAACCCAUCUUCAUAGUGGGCAACUGUCUGGAGAUCUCGUCAGACAGUCGCCAAUACGACCGUAUCUACUGUGGUGCGGGGGUGCAGAAGGAUCAUGAAAAUUACAUGAAGAUCCUGCUCAAAGUGGGGGGUAUUCUAGUGAUGCCUAUAGAAGAUCAGCUGACCCAGAUCACCAGGACUGGUCAGUGUUCCUGGGAGAGUAAGAAUAUCCUGGCUGUGUCGUUCGCUCCUCUGGUCCAGCAGAACAGAGCUGAGGGAAGCAAGCCUGAUGCAGUAGAACUGCCCCCGGUGACGGUCAGGAGUCUUCAGGACCUGUCUCGCAUCUACAUCCGCCGCACCCUCCGAGAUCUGACCAAUGAGGAGAGCCCUGACAAAGGCCUGGUGCAGAGGGCGCCCCAGAAACGCAAGCGCAGGCGUUGCCGGCGGCGACGUAUUAACACUUACGUCUUUGUGGGCAACCAGCUGAUCCCCCAAGCCGUGGAGAGCGAGGAGGACGAUCGGAUCGAGGAGGAGCAGCACAAGGAGGUGCAGGAGAAGGAGGAGGAGAGAGACAUUGGCAGCAUUGAGAUACUGAAGGCAGUAAAUGUACUGCGAGAUAAAAUCAUGAUUUUACCUCUGCCUGAAUCGCUGAAGGCCUAUCUGUUACACCACCGAGACAAAUGACUGAUGGCUCAACCUGCUGGCAUCCAUUCUAAUGGAUGCAUUGCCUGCUGAGAUGCUUUUCCUCACUUUCCUGUCUUUUUUUCAGUGCAGAAUGAUGUAGCAUUAUUUUUAAUUUCUCUUAAAGGUGAACCUGGAAUGGAGACCGAGAGACUUCCUGCUUGUCUUGGAUACUAUGAUCUGUUUUUUUAUGUUGUCUAUUUUUUGGAUUUGUAUAUCAAAGCUUUAUUUAAAAGCCUACUGAAUGUUUUUCAAAGAUUAUAUUUUGAGGAUGUAGAUUUUAUCACAUGUUAACAUUCCAGCAAAUUGUCACUAAAUGAAAUUGUAUAAAAUAAAAAAUGCUAACUAUAUUUGUUAAGAAUAUGAUCAUGAAAAGAUCCAUAAUUUUACUGCAACUUUUUCUAGAAGCUUUAAAGAACUUAUUACAGAAUAAAGAUGUACAAUUGCUGAAUGGAAGAACCAGAGACAAAUGCAUGUACACCUCAUAUUAUUUGAAUCAAAGACUAUUAUGGAAGAUUUUAUGAAACCUUUUUCUCAUGAAUUUUUGAAGGGGCAAUUCUUUCAUUGUUCUUUCCUCACACUGUUAUGUUUGAGUAGAGUGAUUUUUAUUUUAUUUUAUGCUGCGUGACGAUGAGAGAUCAGUGGGACUCGGACUAGAUUGCUUUGUGAUUUCACCUAGAGGGCAUUCGUAAAUCUAUCGGUGUUACUUUUAGAAUGGUUAUAUCCUCAUAUUUUAUCUCACUUUGCUCUUAAGUAACAUCCAUUAGGCUUUUAUAUGACUAGGCAUUUUCAUUUGGUGAUACAUUUUUAUGGCCUUGAGUGAUUUGUCCGGCAGACUUCUUUCCCCAUAUUUUUUGCUGACUUGCAGAAGGGUUUAUAAUCGUCAUGCCAGCGGUUAGGCUACUGGGGAAUCUAAUUAAUGAACAUUUCUCUAAUGGCGAAUGAAAAUGGCCUUCUCAUAAAUGUCUUGAUCCGAGCAUCUAUUUUUCCCCCCGGCACAGCAUCUCUCGUUCUUUAUCAUGACCUUUAGCACUUACAGUACUUCAGAACAAACAAGAACCCGCUUUGAACUCACAGGGGUAUAUGAGUCAUAUAAUAAUAUUGUGCAGUGAUAAGUGGUAUGGAUUCUCUUAAAGGUCAUGUUUGUCAUCUUUGGCCCACAAGACAUCCACUCAUGAUCAUUUGGAGGUGAUGUCCAAUGUGAUCAAAGAUGUACUAUUACUUUCUAUAUUAAAAGAGGUGGUGUGUUUUUAAACCACAAAGAAUGACCCGAGGCGGGUCAUGGCACAAAAACUCACAAUACGUUGUAUUGUACUGUAUUUUCUAUUUGCAGCAGUGCAAAAUCACAACGAUGGGAGAUUUUUGUCAUCCUUUCUCUGUACUGUUGGUGUAUUCAACAUAGCAAGCACCUUUAUUCUGUUGUCCUAAAUCAUGAAAAGAGAGUUGUCAUCCUUGGGUUGAUGUAUGUGUUUUUACUGUGGACUGGAGCCAAUGACGAGACACAUGGUAUUUGAGUCCGGUAGCUGUAGGUGUAUCAAUUAUCAUUUUAUGGUGACACUCCCAGUUUAAGAGACGGCUUUUAAAAUGCCAAAACACCCCAUCACAUCCGCUCCUUCUCAAGUGAUUCUUGUUUUAUGGGAAAGUAAAAGGGGACAUUCUGACCACAGUGGCGUGCGUCUAAGAAUGAUGGGGUGCUUCUACAGUACAUUCCAAAAAUGCUUGAGAAAGAAUAGCAUGCUCAAUCCCCAUUGGUAGACGUCACGUUUGUAUUCCUAUUUGACAGCUGUGUCACAUUACUUGGAAAUUCCUGAUUGAUCUGGCUUUGAAAGCAUUUUUUAUAUUUCAAUAGCUGAAAUGAUAGUUGUUGAUUUAUUAUUGAGGUGAAAUGCUGUAUGAACGUGACAACAGUACAGUAGCUGGUUGUGAGACGUUGGGUUAUAAAAUCAUUUGGAUUAGGUUUGCUUUGUUUGUUGUUGUAGCGUCGCCUUGCUGUCUGUCAAGGCACUGCGGGGUCUUCUUGUAUGUAGAUCCAAACUCCACUUGUGUUAGUUCUAUGGCUAAACAGGCAUGUGCGCAAAGCUUUCCAUCUUGUUCUGGUGUAGUGUAUACUAUUUGGGUUUAACAUGGGGUUGGUUGAUUUCUAUAUAUUGGUUAUUGUAUUUUGUGAAGAUCCUGUAGACCUUUUUCCAUCAUGACCUGAGCAGUGUUCGUAUUGCCAGGAAAACGUUUGAAUUGUAAGCAAUAAUACAUAAAUGACUUUUACUACAAAAAAAGAAGCAGCAGAACCGUAUGGCUCUGAUUGGCAAAAACAACACUUUUUAUAGUCAUCAUUUUGAAAAAUCUAAUCUCUGAAAAAUGCAGAAAUGCUAAAUUAUGUACACAUGAAACUGUUGAAAUCAUUGUUUACAAUUGGUAAAACGGAAAAGUUAUGGUGGACAUAGUUCAGGAGUCAUAUUACCCCCAUGUACCAGAGGUGAUGCGUUAUCAUAUGUACAGUAAUACUUGAUAGGAUUGUUUGGUUCCCCAAAUGGUCCCCACAGUAAAGACCCAAUUCCAAGCCUAUGUUUUGGUCUUGCCCUCAAUUCAUUUGUAGUGAGGCAGAACUAUUGUUCUGUUUUUUUUCUUCUCCUUAUCAGGCUCUUGUUGAUAUCUCAAAGUGUGAUUGAUGGCAGUUCAUUGUUGAAAUGGUGUCAGUUGUUCCCUCUGUACAUGUUUCGGCAUACACAAAAUAAAGGUCACAGACUUCA
Molecule: messenger RNA, 4257 nt
Organism: Oncorhynchus gorbuscha (pink salmon)
Lineage: Eukaryota; Metazoa; Chordata; Actinopteri; Salmoniformes; Salmonidae
Gene: pcmtd1
Product: protein-L-isoaspartate (D-aspartate) O-methyltransferase domain containing 1
Exons: 7
Coding region: 428-1513 (361 amino acids)
Biological process (GO): protein modification process
Cellular component (GO): cytoplasm
Molecular function (GO): protein-L-isoaspartate (D-aspartate) O-methyltransferase activity
Source: RefSeq, a predicted model, not a curated record